GCCACUUAACUGUGGACGUUGACGACAAACAUGAGACGACUUAAAAGUACACUUACCAUCAGAACCAAUCUUCGUCAAUCAAACAGCUCGAACUUAUAGCUGAAAUUACUACCAUGAUUUCAACGACCAACAGCCAUAUCAUCUAUUUGUGUACCUUUCUGGCUUUUUGUUAUUGCUACUCUUGUUCAGCUAAAGAGAAUAUCACAACCGGUGAAUUCAUCAAUGACGACAGUCUCAGUUAUUUAGAAUCUCGGGGGAAGAAGUUUCAAAUGGGCUUCUUUUCACCUGGGAAUACAUCUGAAGUAAGGCGAUAUGUGGGGAUAUGGUAUACAAUGGACCCAAAGACCGCUGUGUGGGUUGCUAAUCGUGAGAAACCGCUGCUGGAUUCCACCGGAGUUCUUACUGUUAAAGAAGAUGGUAACUUUGAGGUGUUAGAUAAAGAUUCAACUGUUUACUUCUCAACAACCAUAGAAGGAGCUCCUCUAACCGCUCUAAAGUUAUUGGAUACUGGAAAUGCAGUAUUACUAAAUGUUGCAUCAGGAAGCAUAUUGUGGCAAAGCUUUGACACUCCAACUGAUACAUUUCUUCCUGGGAUGAUAAUGAGCACAGAUAUAACGUUGACAUCAUGGAAAAGUGUAACCGACCCAGGAUCUGGAAGCUUCGAGUUUCAGCCAGAUUCAAGUACAGCACGGUAUUCUAUUUUGAAUGGGUCGACAACAUUUCUUUGGAAAAGUGGUGGGAAGAUGUCAACCGAUAGCUUUGAUGGCAACCAAAUUUUCUCCAAGGCAUUCAACUUGCUGUCAAACACCCCUCCACAAAAACGAAAUAUCAUCUUACCUAAUGGUACAAGAUCUUCCGAAACUUAUACGGUAAUUGAUCCUAAUUCAAGGUUAGUAAUGGGUCAUUCAGGGAAGUUACAAUAUUUAAGUUGGUCAGGAUCAAAUAGCCAAUGGGUUUUGGAAUGGGAGGAACCAAAAGAUGCUUGUAGCUUGUAUAAGGUGUGCGGGCCAUUUGGGAUGUGUAAGGAAAAUAAUGACUCAUCAUUGUGUAGUUGUAUGCCUGGAUUUGAACCUAUUUCACCUGAUGAUCAUACGCAAGGAUGCAGGAGAACUUCUAAUAUAUGUGACAAAAGCACUAAAGACACAUUCAUAAACAUAACUAUGAUUAGUAUGGAUGAUACAACUCUGCCCAUCUAUCAUUCAAAAAAUGAAUCAGAAUGCAUAGAAGAGUGCCUCAAAGACUGCAAUUGCCUGGCCUAUUCUUAUAGUUCUCAAAAAGAGAGAGGGAUACAGGACCCAAGUCGUGAGAAUCUCGGUUGCUGGUUCUGGGACACAGAACCAUAUAACCUUAGAGGGAAGGGUAAACAUACUAUUUCCUUCCGUGUUUCUGAAUCUUCAAAAGAAACGAGCAUCAAUACACCGUCAGAGAAACCAAAGGCUGAGAGUAAAUCAUCAUCCCCGAAACGAGUCCUUGCAAUUUCUAUUGCUAGUUCAGCUCUGGUUCUUUCAUUACUUUGCGGCAUUGGCUAUAUUACUUAUAAACGAUUGGUGAUUGGAAGAAACAAUAACAGAACUAACAGAGAGUCCCAGUCUCAUAAUAUCAAUGAGUUACUUCAUCUCGAUCACUCUAAAGAAGAUGUCAGAGAAGGCCUCGAUGUGCCUUACUUUGAACUGGAAAGCAUAGUAGAUGCUACUAACGACUUCUCAGAGGAAAAUCGGCUUGGCCAAGGUGGUUUUGGGCCUGUCUACAAGGGUAAGCUUCCUGGAGGUGAAGAAAUUGCAGUGAAGAGGUUAUCGAGCCUAUCUGGACAAGGCUUACUAGAGUUUAAAAAUGAGGUUACACUGAUUGCUAAACUUCAACACAGAAAUCUUGUUAGACUACUAGGAUAUUGCAUCAGGGGGGAAGAAAAAAUGCUACUUUAUGAGUACUUGCCAAAUAGAAGCUUAGAUCUAUUCAUUUUUGAUCAAACACUUUGCGCAUCACUGAACUGGGAAAUGAGAUUCGAUAUCAUUAUGGGAAUUGCUAGAGGACUUAAUUAUCUUCAUCAUGAUUCUCGGUUGAGGAUUAUUCAUAGGGAUUUGAAGACAAGCAACAUUUUGCUAGACGAGGAUAUGAAUCCAAAAAUUUCGGAUUUUGGUUUGGCCAAGAUAGUUAAAGGAAAAGAUAUUGAAGAUAUCACCAACAGAGUUGUCGGAACCUUUGGUUACAUGUCUCCUGAGUACGCACUUGAUGGUGUGUUCUCUAUUAAAUCUGAUGUUUUUAGCUUCGGAGUGGUAUUGCUUGAAAUCUUAUGUGGGAAAAGAAACACUGGAUUCUAUCAAGCCCAAAAGCGUAUAAGUCUUUUGGGGCAUGCCUGGAGCUUAUGGAUGGAAGACAGACCAUUUGAGUUGCUGGAUCAAACACUGAUGAAAUCAUGCAAUUCAAGUGAGGUAUUAAAGUGUAUAUGUGUCGGACUCAUGUGUGUGCAAGGAGACCCUGACGAUCGCCCUACCAUGACCAAUGUGGUUAUGAUGCUUGGAGGUGAUAUGGCCACCUUCCCAACUCCAAAAGAACCGGUGGUCAUUCCAAGAAGAGACCCUGCUACUUCCUCUUCUUCUAGUUCGUCUAAGCUGGAUACGCAAACCAAAAACAUGUUGACGAAUACAGAGGUAGUCGGACGCUAACCAAGCAUUUAGUCCGAAUAUAGUUUCUCUGAUACUUCUCCUUGCAAAAUAUGUUUUUUGAUUAUAUUUAGUUGAUAAGUAUGUAUAUGUUGUAUUUGUAAGAUGACAUCCUACAAAUACAUUUUGUAAACCUCAUCGGAUAAAUUUGUUAUAUUUGGAGGGACAUAUCACCUAAAAACUACAAAAAAUAAAAGAAAAUUUACAAAAUAAGUUCUUUUGA
Molecule: messenger RNA, 2883 nt
Organism: Helianthus annuus (common sunflower)
Lineage: Eukaryota; Viridiplantae; Streptophyta; Magnoliopsida; Asterales; Asteraceae
Product: G-type lectin S-receptor-like serine/threonine-protein kinase At4g03230
Exons: 8
Coding region: 114-2663 (849 amino acids)
Biological process (GO): recognition of pollen; protein phosphorylation
Molecular function (GO): ATP binding; protein serine/threonine kinase activity
Source: RefSeq, a predicted model, not a curated record